CAAUGGUGAAGCUGAGCAAAGAGGCCAAGCAAAGGCUGCAGCAGCUUUUCAAGGGAGGACAAUUUGCCAUCCGCUGGGGUUUUAUUCCUCUCGACCUGGGAUUUAAGAGGGGUACAGAUCCUGGAAUGCCUGAACCAACUGUUUUGAGCUUCCUUUGGGGAUAAAGGACUGUGGUCAUCUGGUUUUGGAAGCAGUCAAUGCAGAGGAACAAUAUGGAAGGUGUGCUCUCUG
Dama dama (fallow deer) is the source of this 231-nucleotide messenger RNA. RefSeq names its product mitochondrial import receptor subunit TOM7 homolog. The transcript has a single exon. Gene Ontology annotation, cellular component: mitochondrial outer membrane translocase complex. The coding region runs from base 3 to 164 and encodes 53 amino acids. Gene Ontology annotation, biological process: protein import into mitochondrial matrix. The record is from RefSeq and is a predicted model, not a curated record. NCBI's taxonomy places the organism in Eukaryota, Metazoa, Chordata, Mammalia, Artiodactyla, Cervidae.